UUUCGUAGUACUGUCCCUUCGUCUCCCCAUCUUCUAUAGUGUCCACCUAUUGUCACCCUUGCCUUUAAGAGCAUAUAAUCGUUUCCCUUGCCUUCUAUUGUCUCCCUUCUCUUCUGCGUGUCUCUAUAGGCGUUCAUGUUGCGACGCUUCUCUCCCCUGCACUUCAGCGCGGCUACCCAAUUGUACAAUCCGCCAUUACAAGAUGCUCACCAUCUGUGCUAUAAAUAGCUAACCAAUGCAAACUGCUCCGGUGUUAGUUGUAAAACAUUUAUUUUGAAUCUCUUGGACUAACUGGGCGAGAUGGGCUCACUUUCGCGCCCCAGUCUGGUCUUUGUGGCAGUGGCGUUUCUUGUACUAACCUUUGACGCCAACUCUGCGCAUGCCCAGUCAAAUAGCAGACGUUGCAAUAGUUGUAUAGUUAAUGGUGAAACACAUGAAGGGCAUUCCAGGUUCCAGUACCAAGAAGGAUGUUUUAAAUAUCGAUGUCUGUGUUAUUGUAAUGGUACCUGGGAGUGUCCAGCCCAGCAUACUUUAAACACUUGCGAUCCAAAUAAAAACAAUGGGAACACUGAAGCGUCGUCUGAAGACUCUUCCAGAGAAGGGCGUUGUAAAUCCUGUCAGGUGGCUGGCCAGAAGCAUUUGGGCAAUAGCUUUUUUACACACGUGGACGGCUGUGUCACCUACGAUCGAUGCGUCUGCUACUGUAAUGGAACUUGGGUGUGCCCCGCUUCUAGGGCUAGGAACACAUGCAAUGAUGGAAAUUCCGCAGGCAGCAACACGGAGAGAGAAGAUGAGUCCAGAAGACUUUCAGUUGAGUCCAGAAGACCAGAAGAUAGACAGCGGUCAGACUGCUAUGGUUGCAAGAUUAAAGAAAAGGAAUUUCGAGGCAACAGUUAUUUCCAACUGGAAGAAGAAUGUUGGAGGUUUAAGUAUUGUUUUUGUCAUUGCAACGGCACCUGGAACUGUCCUCAGAAAUAUUCGGAGAAUGUAUGCGAAGAUAACGAGGAAACCAAGCAGCCAUCUGACUGCAGAAGUUGCUCAGUGAAAGGGAAAACAUUCGAGGGAAACUCGGCCUUUGAGAUGACCAGCAACUGUAUUCAUUACAAAAACUGCCAAUGCAACUGUGAUGGAUCAUGGACUUGUCCAGAGUCAGGGGCCAGAAGAGUUUGCGAAAGAGAUAGCACUAUUGGUGAAUCCGACAGCAGUCCCAGCUGUAGAACUUGCGAUGUCAAAGGCAAGCAGUAUCCAGGAAAUAAACCAUUUGAAUUCACUGAUGGCUGUAUUGAAUAUAAAAACUGCAUCUGCAAUUGCGAUGGUUCAUGGAACUGUCCAGAUUCAGGUGCUAAAAAUAUCUGCGCCAGAGAAGCUACAGACUCCUCAGCAUCUGAAGAUAGGUGUCGAAAAUGUGAAGUAAGGGGCAAGCAGUAUCCAGGAAAUAGACCAUUUGAAUUCACUGAAGGCUGUAUUGAAUAUAAAAACUGCAUCUGCAACUGCGAUGGUUCAUGGAACUGUCCAGAUUCGGAUGCUAAAAAUAUCUGCGCCAGAGAAGCUACAGACUCCUCAGCAUCUGAAGAUAGGUGUCGAAAAUGUGAAGUAAGGGGCAAGCAGUAUCCAGGAAAUAGACCAUUUGAAUUCACUGAUGGCUGUAUUGAAUAUAAAAACUGCAUCUGCAACUGCGAUGGUUCAUGGAACUGUCCAGAUUCGGGUGCUAAAAAUAUCUGCGCCAGAGAAGCUACAGACUCCUCAGCAUCUGAAGAUAGGUGUCGAAAAUGCGAAGUAAGGGGCAAGCAGUAUCCAGGAAAUAGACCAUUUGAAUUCACUGAUGGCUGUAUUGAAUAUAAAAACUGCAUCUGCAACUGCGAUGGUUCAUGGAACUGUCCAGAUUCGGGUGCUAAAAAUAUCUGCGCCAGAGAAGCUACAGACUCCUCAGCAUCUGAAGAUAGGUGUCGAAGAUGUGAGGUAAGGGGCAAGCAGUAUCCAGGAAAUAAACCAUUUGAAUUCACUGAAGGCUGUAUUGAAUAUAAAAACUGCAUCUGCAACUGCGAUGGUUCAUGGAACUGUCCAGAUUCAGGUGCUAAAAAUAUCUGCGCCAGAGAAGCUACAGACUCCUCAGCAUCUGAAGAUAGGUGUCGAAAAUGUGAAGUAAGGGGCAAGCAGUAUCCAGGAAAUAGACCAUUUGAAUUCACUGAAGGCUGUAUUGAAUAUAAAAGCUGCAUCUGCAACUGCGAUGGUUCAUGGAACUGUCCAGAUUCAGGUGCUAAAAAUAUCUGCAAGGAGGAGAAUAAACGACCUGCAUCGAAUUCAUGCAAAAAAUGUAAUGUCAAAGGUCAAGAGUUUCCCGACAAUGAUUAUUUUGAUUACAAGGAUGGUUGUACGGAAUACAGAAACUGUAUUUGCAACUGUGAUGGUUCAUGGGCGUGUCCACCCAAUGCAGCGAAGAAUGUAUGUGAGCCUACAGAAGUUGCAUGUAAAACCUGCGAGGUAUACGGCAUGACAUUCCCUGGCAACGACUACUUUAAUGUCAAGCAAGGUUGCUAUGACUACAGAAACUGCAUUUGCUAUUGUAACGGUUCGUGGAUCUGCCCAGAGAACUCUGCUAGAUACACUUGCAGCUCACAAGCUCCAACCAGGCAGCCGACCACGGUUGCCCCAAGGCAACCAGCAGCCCAGUGCAGCACAUGCAGCGUGUACGGCCAAAGAUUUAGGGGCAACAGUAAAUUUGAAGUUACCAGUGGUUGCGUAAAUUACCGAAACUGUGUGUGCAGGUGUGACGGUUCCUGGCAGUGCCCUUCUUCGUCCGCCAUCAACAUCUGCACAGCAGAAGCGAGGACUGAAACCACCCCGAGGCCAACAGCAAGCAACCAAUGCCAGAUGUGCAAUGCCAAAAAUAAGCUGGUGAAAGGCAACGAAUAUUUUGAUCUCCGAGACGGCUGCAAAGAAUACAAACACUGUUUCUGUCGGUGCGACGGCUCGUGGCAGUGUCCCCCGCAGUAUGCGAGAAAUAUUUGUCAAGGCUCAACCCAAGUAGAAGGAGAGUCCAACUGUCGAAGUUGUCAAGCCAAAGGCAAAAUCGUGAAGGGGAACUCGUACUUCAAUCUGACGGAGGAAUGCCUUCACUACAGAGACUGUCGCUGCCAUUGUGACGGGAGCUGGCAGUGCCCUGCUCAACGGGCCCAGAACAUUUGUUUCAACAAUAAUGCUGACCGCUCAUGUUCCAUGUGCCAGGCCAGUGAUGGCAACGUCUACCAGCCUAACAGCAAGUUUCAGUUCACACAAGACUGCAUCCAGUACAGCUGUGACUGCUUCUGUAACGGAAGUUGGAACUGCCCCGCCCAGAAAAGCAGAUGGGUGUGUACCGACAAAUGCCUUCAGUGCGAUGUAAAAGGCAGGAAAGUUCAGAACGACACAGUCUUCACCCAUAAAACCGGCUGUUUAGAAUACACGUGUAAUUGUUUCUGUAACGGAAGCUGGUCAUGUCCAGGAAACACCGUGAGAAACACCUGCCCUGUAGGUGUCAAUGAUAACUGCAAUAAAUGUAUAGUUGGUUCGGAAGAAUACAUCGGGGAGACCGAUUUUGUGUUACGUAAGGACUGCCUACACUAUAAAUGUCGAUGCAACUGUGAUGGAAGCUACUCGUGUCCAGGUAAAGAUGCUAGAAAUGUGUGUCGUGGGGAGACACUCGGGGGCUGCAGAAGCUGCGUCGUCUCCGACUCGGAAUACUACAAAGGGGAGACAAGUUUCAACCUCAGGAAAGACUGCAUUAAUUUUAGCUGUAGGUGUAACUGCGAUGGUAGCUGGAGCUGUCCCUCGGAGUUGGCGAGGGAUGUUUGCUUGGGAGAGGUUCCUGGAGGCUGCCGAGUCUGUAGGGUAUCAGAGUCUGAACGCCACGCUGCCAAUUCAGUUUUUGACUUGAGAAAAGGUUGCAUCAACUAUCGCUGUAAGUGUAAGUGUGAUGGCAGCUGGAGUUGCCCUGGAGAAGACGCAAGGGAUAUUUGUAAAGGGGAAGUCCCAGGUGGUUGUCGCUCUUGUGUCAUCUCUGAGAAUGAGUUUUACCCAGGAAAUUCCAACUUUGAAAUGGUCAAGAACUGUAUGCAUUACAAAUGUCGAUGCAACUGUGACGGAAGCUAUAACUGUCCAGGUAAACAUACCAGGAGGGUUUGUAAAGCUGAGGGAGACGUUGGGAGGCCUACUUGCAGGACAUGUAAAAUAUCAGAGUCUGAGCAGUUCAACGGCAACUCCACUUUUUACUUAGAAAGAAGUUGUAAUAGAUACGAGUGUACGUGCAACUGCGAUGGCAGCUGGGCAUGCCCUGCCUCAAAAACACGUGACAUUUGCAACAGAGCCUCCGCGGCCACGCAGUGCAAACCUUGCAAGAUCGGGACCGAAGUUUAUCCCGGGAACUCGGCCUUUAAGUUUACACGCCGCUGUAAUCAGUUUGAUUGCACCUGUGCAUGCAAUGGACGCUGGUCUUGUGACCACAAGAGACCUGUCAACAUUUGCGCCUCUACGGACGACUCAUCCAAAACUCUCAAAUUUAGCGCCAGCAAUGUGCAGCCUAGGCAGAGUAUCUCUUCGUCUAUUGAUGCUUCUGGCCAUUCAGUUCAAAGCGGGGUUUCCAACACGGAGACAGACAUCCGAUCACAACAGAGAGAGAGAGCCCUGUACGCUGAGACCACACCAAGACCCGCUGAGUUCAGCAACUGCAGACAGUGUGUCGUAGAGGGGAAAGUCAUUCGACAAAAUGUGCCUUUUUCUUUCGCCCGAGGCUGCAUUCAUUACCGCAACUGUUUAUGCAACUGUAAUGGAUCAUGGCAAUGCGAGGAGGAAACGGACACAUGUUUUGGCGGUGCCUCGCAAAGAGACAGAAAUGUCAACCCGUCAAGAAAGAACACUGUAGAGAUUGAUUCAUCAGCCUGGGUCUACGUGGACGGAAAAGACUCGUCAUACGUUAAAAGUACAGAUGAUAGAACCGGGGGAGGAUACGCCGUACAAAUAGACGCCAAGUAUAGACCAGUGGAGGCACCGGAAGCCAGCCCGUAUGAUAGACACGGUCAGCUAGAUUCCAGGUCAACCGUCGUCACUUCCGGCGCUUCACCGCAAAGAAGCUCCUCCUACUCAGUCUCUCACUCGUACACCAGGGAAGAAAGCGAGGAUAGAAGCCAGUGCCAGAAUUGUGAGGUUGAUUCGAAGACUUAUCGUGCUGGCGCCCUUUUUGAUAUGCACCGAGAGUGCGUCAUCUACAAGUGCACAUGUUUAUGCAAUGGUAACUACCGGUGCAGGCUGACCUCUGACAACACUUGCACUUCUGAGAAAAAACAGUCGUCUUGCGGUAACUGCGUCUUCAAAGGCUUGGUAUUUCCAGGCAACAGAGGCUUUACAGUCAGGGACGGAUGCUUCGAGAAAGAGUGCCAAUGCAAGUGUGACGGAACCCAUGAAUGCCAUAAAUCCUCUCCCAUCGAUCCAUGCACACCAGAGUCUCCCCAAUCUGCUAUGUUCCCUGGAUACUUGCCCAUGUUACCUCCGGGAUUCAUCAGCCAGACAGGGAACGUCCUAUACACAAGUUCCUGCACAAACUGCGGCAGUGGUGGAAAUGGCGACAGCGGGUUUGCUCUAGUUCCUAUUCCUGGAUAUAGACCAGGUAGAGAAUGUUCUGGUUGUUUCAUUGAAGGCAUUCAGAGAGCUGGUAAUGCCACAUUCUCGUUUGUCAAAGAUUGCACCGAAUUUAAUUGCUACUGCGCAUGCGGCGGGUCUUGGAAGUGCUCAGGGGUUCAGUCAUUGACAUGUUCAACGGGCUAUGAAGCUCGCACCAAUCCACACGAGUCGGGAUGCAGGACGUGCAACGUGAAGGGAACGGAAUAUCCCGGAAAUGCCCGAUUCACCCUCCUGGAAGGCUGCAACGAAUACCAAUGCUCUUGUAGUUGUAGUGGCCAUUGGUCCUGUCCCCAGCAACAGCCUGUUAACAUAUGCCCCCAGGAGCCCAGGAGGGGAAGAGAGCUUGACCCGUUGACUGCACGUGAAGAUCCGUAUGCUGCAGACCAAGGGGUGGAAAGACGAAGCUACCAGGCGCUUGGAGAACUAAGACAAUCCGAUAAUAAUGACAAUGUCAAAUCAACUAAAGAAAGCAAUUGUUUCCAGUGCAAAGUUCAAGGUGAGACUUAUCCACCGAAUUCCAAAUUUGUCCACAGAGAUGGCUGCCUUCAAAGAGUCUGCGAUUGUCACUGCGAUAGCUCGUGGUCAUGCCCGAAUGACGAGAUAGUUGACAUUUGUAAAGCGGAGGCAGCUGAGAAAGCCAAGAGUCGUUGUCGGGACUGUAGGAUUCAGGACGAAGUAUUCACCUCUGAAAACGAUUUCCAAUGGAACGCUGGCUGUUACCAGUACAGUUGCCAUUGUUUCUGCAACGGAUCGUUUGUCUGCCCCGCGGAGACUGCCCGCAAUACUUGCUCAGCGCGCGCAGUGGACUCGAGGUCUUCACUGGCCCAAUCGUCUUCCUCCUCAGCUUCGGCUAGAGUCAGUGUCGGUGACGCACCGCCAAGCCCGCGUCUUCAGUCCACGGUUCUGGCCAUUGCCAGGAGCGAGUUCAUCAAUGAGGCCAGUUUCCCAGGAUGCAAACAGUGUGACGUGGACGGGCAGAAAGUCGCGCCCCUGUCGACCUUCAUUCGACAACUGGGAUGCUACGAGACAGUAUGCAACUGUCUGUGUAACGGUACUCCGUCGUGUCCUCAAAGCUCCUCUGUCAACACUUGUUUUUUACCGGACAAGAAGCCAAUGAAUGAAAGAAAAGGCUGUACAGUUGGGAACAGAACAUUUCUGACACGAGUUUUCCCACUGACCGAGAACUGCCGUGAGAGGACGUGUGUCUGCCAUGACGACGGGACGUACAACUGUUUGACGUCUGCCGAGGACAGGAAAGUCUGUUGAAUGAAGCAAUAGCCGCUCAUUAUGACGUUGGAUCCGAGUCUUGACUGAGAACGAAUGGGAUGUUACGUAAAUUAAAUUGUUGUUCCAUGAUGUUUAUGUAAAUAUUUGAGCUUUCAACUCGUGGUAUUUGUGUUCAUGAGUGUUAAUAAGAAUUACUUCCCUUAGCAUUUUUUUUUUAUAAACUAGUAGCCUAGUAAUUAUGAUUGAUAGUGCAACUGUAAAAAGUUGUAUAAUAGCAACUGAAAAGGAAAAAUAUUGAGAUAUAAAACAGGUGUUAAAUUUUUGCGUAAUUUUACUCAGUAACCAUUUUGUAUUAGUCGAUAUUAAAUUAUUUUUCUGUCAUAAAGAUUGUACCUGCGCUUGAAUUUAUUUUUGUCAAUGCACUGAUACAAUCGGAUGUCAUACUCAACCUAGGAGGGGAGGGCUGGGGGCAUGAUCAUUCUCUUGAACCCGGGCACAAUGGUAUUUUGAUGCGCUACCACUACAAACCACUUUUUU
Biomphalaria glabrata is the source of this 7416-nucleotide messenger RNA. Its product is annotated as balbiani ring protein 3-like. The transcript has 6 exons. Bases 301 to 6918 code for a protein of 2205 amino acids. NCBI's taxonomy places the organism in Eukaryota, Metazoa, Mollusca, Gastropoda, Planorbidae. The record is from RefSeq and is a predicted model, not a curated record.